Aethina tumida (small hive beetle) is the source of this 2714-nucleotide messenger RNA. Its product is annotated as peroxisomal targeting signal 1 receptor. The record is from RefSeq and is a predicted model, not a curated record. Gene Ontology annotation, molecular function: protein binding. Bases 119 to 1849 code for a protein of 576 amino acids. The transcript has 10 exons. Gene Ontology annotation, cellular component: peroxisomal membrane; cytosol. NCBI's taxonomy places the organism in Eukaryota, Metazoa, Arthropoda, Insecta, Coleoptera, Nitidulidae. Gene Ontology annotation, biological process: protein import into peroxisome matrix, docking.
GUAAUUCCCAAGGACGUCAACGUCAUAUUCCAAAAGUCAAACUCGUCCCAUAAUAAUUGUUAUUAAACUUGCUACGACUUAAAACAAGAACACGGCACACCAGAACAAAAGAAAUAACAUGGCAUUCAGACCCCUCACAGACGCCGAAUGCGGCCAGACAAAUCCACUGCAACGACUAACAUCGCACAUAACCCACGACCACACAUUUUCAGAAAACCAUGGACAAGUGUUCCCCAGCAGUUCCGACCAACUGGUCGAGCAGUUUUUGCAGGAGACGAGGGCAAUACCGCAGACGUUUCGCAUGGACGAUUUGAUGAGGGAGAUGCAUGAGAUCGAGUCACAGAGAUCAGUACUGCCUCCCAUUCCCGCCUCCACCGUCAAAGAUCAUCUGCAUGAUGAUGCCUGGGCACAACAAUAUAUUGAGGAUGGCAAAGUUUUUCAUGAAAACAAUCAUGAUGCCAUUUGGUCAGAGAUAAUGUCACAGGAGCAAAACAAUUUCAACGCCCUAGAAAACGUGUGGGGUGGCCCUUUAAGCAGCGAAAUCCACGCUGGCCCCAGUGAGGUACAACAGAGCGCCAGAGAACUUAGAGAAUCAAUAGAUGACCCCAAAUUCGUCUACUCCAAGUUUAUGAGGUUUAUGAAGACGGUGGAGGACGGUGAGGCACGUCUGGAGGACGGCAAAUUGACGGAAGAGGAGGCGGAAGCCUGGAGCAACGAGUAUUUGAACGCGGAGCAAGAGAAUCCAGAGGAGCUGGCGCAAACUUGGGCACAAGAGCAUGUCAAGGAAAACGAUGACAGUUUUAAUGAGCAGUUCUGGAACAAACUCCAGGAAGACAUGAAAAAAGUGGUGGAAGGAACGAGCUACGAGAAUCCGUGGGCUAACGAAUUUGAAACUUAUUAUAACACACCACAAAAAGAGUACACGUUCAGCGAAAACAAUCCUAUGUUCGACGUAAAUAAUCCUCUGGAACGUGGCAAAAUUCUACUGGAAGAAGGCGACUUCCCCUCCGCCGUUUUGUGCUUCGAGGCUGCCGUAAAAAAAGAAUCGGACAACUCGGAGGCUUGGUUCUUACUGGGUAAAACACAAGCCGAAAACGAACAAGAUCCUAACGCCAUUCCGGCGUUGAUCAGGUGUUUGGAAUUGGACCCAGAAAAUCUGAACGCAAUGAUGGCACUGGCUGUCAGUUACACGAACGAGAGUUACUACAAUCAGGCGUGCAACAUGCUGUUGAAGUGGUUGCAGAGCAAUCCCAAAUAUCGGGACCUGGUGCCUCCGAAUCUGAACUUAUCCGGGCAAGUUACAAGUUUUUUAGAUGCGGACCAGCACAAAGCAGUCCAAAACGUCUACAUAAGGGCGGCCCAGAGGAACCCCAGAGACGUGGACCACGAGGUGCAGUGCGGCUUGGCGGUGCUGUUCAACCUAUCAUCCGAAUACGACAAGGCGGCCGACUGCCUUAAGGCGGCCCUAUCGGUGAAGCCGGACGACGCCAGACUGUGGAACAGAUUGGGGGCGACGUUGGCGAACGGAUCGAGGCCGGAGGAGGCGGUGGACGCGUACCACCACGCCUUGUCCAUAGCCCCAGGUUUCAUAAGGGCUAGGUACAACGUUGGCAUAACGUGUAUCAACUUGAAUUCCUACAAAGAGGCAGCUGAACACUUUUUGACCGCACUGAACCAACAGGCGAGGGGCCAAGACGUGUGCAACUCCGGAACGAUGUCGCAAAUGUCUGAGACGAUUUGGUCUUCGUUGAGGAUGUGUAUUUCUUUAUUGAACAGGGCUGACUUAAAAUCGCUGGUCGAUAAUCGGGAUUUGGGGGCGCUAAACAAAGAGUUAAACAUUUCGACUUAAUGUUCACCUUUUUACAGUUAAAUUUAAGGUAUUAUGUUAUAUUCACAUGUGAAAAAAAUAUAAGAGGGAUUGAACGUAAUGUAUAGUUUGUACAUAUGUCUUACAUAAGAGCAGCAAACGUUAUCACACACCAAAAAUUAUUUGGUACAUAUUAAGAAGUGUUUUUGUGUUUCAGAGACUUUAUUAUUAAUUUUCGUGGGUCUCUGAUUUCGAUUUACAUGUAUUUUAAUUAAGGUAGGGCUUUUAUAAUUUUUUUAUAUACAUAAACUGCCCCAUUAAGCAACUGUUCCAUGGAAAUUGGAACAUAUUAUUAUGUUAGUUACUUAAACAAGUUCAAUUUUACACAAUGAUUGAACUUAUUUUGUAACAAUUCCCUUUACAAAUUCAAGGCAUAUUUAAUUAAGUGCUCAAGUGUUUAUUAAAGAAUUAUUUAGUUUUAUGGUUGUCAAUGUUUCAUGAAUGAAACUUUCUAUGGAGGGAAAUUGUAUUAAUUUUGUUUGGCAUUUUUGUACCAGCCAGGCAAAAUUUUCCUUUAUCAUAUAAUGUUAUUUUUAUUUCAAAAUGAUAAACAUAACAUAUUUAUAAGAAUUAAGUCGAAGCAGAAGGUAAAUACUUGUUUUUGUGAAUCAUAAUAGAAUUUAAAGAUAUGGAUUGUCUUUAAUAUAUAAAUUAACAGUCACAAAACAAUAUUUAGGGUUAUUAGUACAUCAUCAAUAUCUUUAAUUGCCCCAUAUUUAGAACAUAUGAAAAAAAAGAUAUAAAAAUAAAGAAGAAACAUGAAAUAUGCGUAUAUUCAAUUGUAGCGUUCAUAAGUUGUUAUUUUUAUAUGCAGUUUUCAAACAAAAUAUAUAUGUUAUCUAUGUAA